This is a messenger RNA of Anopheles moucheti, 1068 nucleotides long. Its product is annotated as phospholipase A1 VesT1.02-like. Gene Ontology annotation, molecular function: lipase activity. Lineage: Eukaryota; Metazoa; Arthropoda; Insecta; Diptera; Culicidae. The record is from RefSeq and is a predicted model, not a curated record. Bases 1 to 1068 code for a protein of 355 amino acids. The transcript has a single exon. Gene Ontology annotation, biological process: lipid metabolic process.
AUGGCGAAUUUUUCCUACUCUGGAUUGGUACUGCUCCUGUUAGGAGCAAGUGUUCAGUGCGUGGUAGGCAAUCACUCUCUAGUCUCAUACUCCUUGGAGCAUAAGCUAGAUGACACUGUAGACUGGGUGCGCAUUCCAACUCCGGUUGACAAAUGGAUUUGGACUCAUCGACACUCCGUCGGUGCUAUGAUGAAACAGCAUCGCUCAUCCUUGCCGUCGAUGCGUAUCGAGUUUCUUCUCUAUACCCGGCGUGACACCAGCGACGAAGGGCAUCUUUUGGAGCUCCAAAACGAGGAAUCAUUGCUGAGUUCUAACUUUGAUCCAGAUCGGCCAACGAGAAUCAUCGUGCAUGGUUGGCGAAACAACAAAAACUCCCCAAUUGCGAAAAGCAUCCGCGACACGUACCUACUGCGCUGGGACUACAACGUGAUCGUGGUGGAUUGGUCCUCAUGUGCAUUGCAAUGGAAUUACGUGCGAGCAGUGGGAUGUGUUCCGGUCGUAGGGCAAUCCUUGGGCCAACUGCUCGAUGAACUUCAACAACACUUGGGGCUGGUUAUGGAAAAUGUGUACAUCAUCGGCCACAGCCUCGGAGCGCACAUUGCCGGCAUUGCCGGUAAGCGGAUACAAAACGGGCAGCUGCACACAAUCAUCGCCCUCGAUCCGGCCCUUCCGCUGUUCUCGAUUCGUCAGCAGGAGCAUCGCAUUUGCCACCAGGACUCAAAGUACGUGGAGGUGAUACACACUAACGGCGGUUUGCUCGGGUUUCUGCAUCCGGUCGGGACGGCCGACUUUUACCCGAACGGAGGCACGCAUCAGCCCGGUUGUGGGUCGGAUUAUAUGAUCGGCAUAUGCUCACAUUCGCGCGCUUGGGAACUGUUUGUGGAAUCGUUGCUAGAACCGGAGGACAAGCUGCUGGCCAGCAGGGUCGAUUCGCUGGAUGAGAUUAAGCGAGUCACCGGUGUUCCAGGGCUGGAGCGUGUUAAAAUGGGAGGCGAACCAUCGAGCGCUGGACAAGCCCACGGGCUCUAUUCUAUCACCACGCGCGAUAAAAGUCCAUUUUUCACCUGA